Papaver somniferum (opium poppy) is the source of this 1464-nucleotide messenger RNA. RefSeq lists its product as uncharacterized. The transcript has 2 exons. The record is from RefSeq and is a predicted model, not a curated record. Gene Ontology annotation, molecular function: catalytic activity. NCBI's taxonomy places the organism in Eukaryota, Viridiplantae, Streptophyta, Magnoliopsida, Ranunculales, Papaveraceae. Bases 1 to 1464 code for a protein of 487 amino acids.
AUGAAGAUUAUCUCCUGGAAUGUUCAAGGUUUAAAGUCUGUUGCAACUAGGAAUCAUCUCUCUGAUCUUAUUAGAACUCAGAAUCCUGAUAUCAUUUUCCUUUGUGAAACAAAAACCUGUCAGGAUAAAAGUAAACCUGUCAUAAGUCACUAUCAAUACCCUAAUCAAGCCUUCAUUGAACCAGUAGGCUUAUCAGGUGGUUUAGUUAUUUUAUGGAAAAAUGGUUUCACUUGUGAACUACUUAUGUUUAACUUAGUUGUUCAACAUGAACCCAGCAAACCUGAAUUUUUACUUUCAUGUGUGUAUGGCUAUCCUAGCUUUGCUAAGAAAAAAGACCAGUGGAAUUACAUCCAACAGAUAGGUAGCAAUCACAAUGGUCCAUGGAUUCUUAUUGGUGAUUUAAAUUUUCACCUUCGAGAUGAUAAUACUAGAGUAUCUUCUUCAGCCAAUGGGUUUGUUAUUGGCAUUAUUAACUAUUAUGGUCUUGAGGAUAUUGGGUAUGUAGGCAAAGACUACACUUGGACUAGAAAUAAUCUAGGUACUGGAACUAGAAGAUUAAGGAUAGAUAUGGCCUUAGGGAAUGUAUAUUGGAACCUAAAUUACCCUAACUCAAAACUAAUGCAUCUUACUCAAGUUAGCAGUGAUCAUAGUCCUAUAAUGCUUGUUUCUGAUUCUAGCAUUCCUAAAUGUUGGAAAUCUUUUAAGUUUUUUCUUACUUGGUUGAAUGAUGAAGCUUGUGUUGCGGUGAUUGAGAAAGCUUGGAAGAUUAGUAUUUCUGGAUCUCCUGGUUAUCAACUAAUCGAAUGGCUUCAAUCAACAAGAAAAGAGCUAUCUUUGUGGAAUAAGAGUCAUUUUGGUAAUGUUAAUCAAAAAGUUUAUGAUUUGCAAAAAGAACUUGCUACCUUACAAGCUCAACCUCCUUCUUAUGUUAAUCACAACAAAAUUCUCAGCAUUAACAAGGAUUUAAACAAUUGGCACAAAAGAGAGAGGAAUUCUAUCAUCAAAAAUCCAGAGAUCGCUUCAUUAAUAAUAUGGACAACAAUAGCAAAUUUAUUCAGGAUUCUUCCUGCAAUCAUAUCUGAGGAUGGAAAUCUUCUUCUUAUGACCAUUCCUUCACAUCAAGAGAUUCAUGAUACUCUUAAAAGUGUGGAGAAAUGGAGUGCUCCAGGACUUGAGGGAUUUCAAGCAGGUUUCUAUAAAAGCCAAUGGAAUAUUAUUGGUGAAUAUGUUUGCCAGAUGAUCACUAGAUUCUUUGAAACCAAGCAUAUUCUGAAACAGAUAAAAAAAACUUACAUCCCUCUUACCCCUAAAAAGAAAACGCCUACUUGUGCAGCUGAUUAUAGACCAAUUGGUCUAUGUAAUACCACUUACAAGAUUAUAUCCAAACUCAUUGUCAAAAUACUUAAGCCUUUAAUAGAGAAAAUUAUAUCACCAUAUCAGGCAGCUUAUGUCACUGAAGAUUAA